Clonostachys solani is the source of this 834-nucleotide messenger RNA. The record is from the annotation of a GenBank genome assembly. NCBI's taxonomy places the organism in Eukaryota, Fungi, Ascomycota, Sordariomycetes, Hypocreales, Bionectriaceae.
AUGUCGACGACCUCGUCGACCUCCCCUGCGCCGGCGUCUCCUCCCAUCACCUCCACGGCUCACAUCCACGCGCACCAGCACCAGCAGCACACUCACCAUCCUCCUCUGCCCUCCUCCUCCUCCUACCACCUCGACGACGGCGAGGACGAGGACCACCCCCGGCUCUCGCCAUCCUCCUCGUCGCCGCCACAGCACCACAUCCACCCGACGCUCCCGUCGCCAGAGACCGAGCGCGGCAUCUCCUCGGCCCGCAGCGCCAUCGUCGCCUCCAUCAGCAACCUGGUCGACACGGAGCUGCAGUCGCGCGCCGCCAUGCUCCACGACAACGCCGCCGCACUCGACAAGCAGGAGCGCAGCGUCGUCGCGGCGACGGCGGGCCUGCGCCGCGAGCGAGAGCGCCUGGCGCGCGAGGCCGACGUGGCCGCCCGCAAGAUCAAAGAGCUGGGCAACGUCCAGAACUGGGCCGAGGUCCUCGAGAGGCAGUUCCUCGUCCUCGAGGAGACGGUCCGCCUGGCCAACAACGGCGGCAGCAGCGACGCCGACAGCAACUGCAGCUGCAGCUGCUCUGAGUGCGGCGGGCCCGCGAGCGAGUGUGGGCUGGUGGCCAGCGGCAGGGUCCAGAGCAGCCGUGACCACGGCGGCGUCGACGAGGGCGCGGCUGACCCCAGCGGCGGUGGCAGCAAGGGCGACGGCGACAGCGCCAAGGAGCAGCCCAUCAGCGUCGCGGACCUGUCUCUGUCCGAUGCGAGCCAAAGCCUGAACGAGCCAGGGUCUGGCACGGGCACCAGCUCGACCAAGAGCCCGGAAACGGCCUCGACGACUACUUCAAUUUAG